Strongylus vulgaris is the source of this 531-nucleotide messenger RNA. Lineage: Eukaryota; Metazoa; Nematoda; Chromadorea; Rhabditida; Strongylidae. The record is from the annotation of a GenBank genome assembly.
AUAUGCCAGGAUUCUUGUCCAUCUCGUGAAGAUAAAGAGAAGCACGAGAAUCAAAUGAAACAUAGGAGAAAACAUCUCGUGUACGAAUUUUUCGCCAAGGAAAUUCCAAAGUUUGGCCCUUUUAGUGGUCCUUCAGUCCUUUUGAAGAGAUAUACUGCCUGCGGUGAACAAGUUGUCGGUCUGGAAUGUCUUCAUGAACUCCAUUUCUCGUUCAGUGCUCAACCUUGGUGGGCAUGUUCCAUAUGCUACGAAUCGGGUGCUCUAAUGGAGCACGCAGACAUGCACCUCACAUCCAUGAGCCAUAUAACCACAUAUCUGGAUGAGUUCCAUUCACCAAAGACCUCAUCACUGCAAAUGGAUGGAGAUAGGCAUGAAGUACUCGAAGAGAUAAGACGAAUUUGCGAUGCUGUCAUUGAAGAACAAGUGGUAAACAAGCCAUUGUUAGCCAGACAUGGUGGAAAUGUAGGAGUGCUUUUUUUGUUUCACAAGGGUUGUCCGGAUACAAGUUUUCGUCAUGUUGGGCUAUUCUGA